GGCUAGUGUGGUCUCUCCGCUGAUGAGGUGCCAGGCCUGAGUGCGGAAGCGGCUUGUGCAAGCUUGAGAGUGGGGACAUGAGAGCAACUUUGAGGAGAAGGCAGCAGGAUGCGCCGCCACGUGUAGGCUCACAGCAUACAGCGCAGAAAAACAAUAUAGAUCAAGUUCGUCCCACAGAAUCAUUUUCUGUCUGUCGUCGACUCAUCUCGGUUUUAAAAUACCUUCUACUAAUACUUGUGAUUCCACCAUUCCUUAAUUAUGCAGCUCUACAGAGAGAAGGAGCAUUACUUCAGCCUCAAGAAGGUGAGCUGGUUGACAUCGGACUGGGUCAGAAAUUGUAUUUAAACUGCCAAGGGAAGGGGCAUCCUAUUGUGAUAUUUGAUGCACCCACUGGCAUGUCUUCAGAUGUGUGGCUCUUGAUUCAAAAGGAUGUGUCCCAAUUAACACAAGCGUGCAUUUAUGACAGAGCUGGACUUGGCUUCAGUAAGAGAAUGUUCCAGAAACAAACAACUGGACUGGAUAAGUUAUGGAGGGGGUCGACAACAGGAAGAAUGGUAGAUGAUCUGCACAGACUUGUUAAAGAAGCUAAGCUGAAUAGCCCUUUCAUUUUCGUGGGAUCAGAACUUGGAGCACUGAAUGCAAGAUUUUAUGCUCACGUUCACAACUGGGAGGUUUCUGAUCUCGUCCUCAUUGAUCCAAUCCCUGAAGAAGUAUUCCUGGAGGAUGUAUGGCUGCAGUACUGGUAUGAAGAACUGCUCUCGUAUCAUCAGACCCGCCAGUUCUCUGCUGCUGUUGGUUUAAACAGAAUGCUUUUAAUCUCAGGGCUGAUGCAGCCCCCAGUCUUGGGAGCGAAUAUUUCUGAGGAUUUUAUGAGAAGACAGAAAUACCUGCUGAGCAAUCCAGCCCACCUGAGUGCUGUUGUGGAUGAACACUUCUUCAUUAAUGAGAGCAUCUCCCAAGUCAGAGACAUCCUGAAAUUUAAACCACUGUCCAGCAAAACUACUGUAACAGUGAUCACAGGAGAUUAUUAUGAUGAACAGCUUCCUGACCCCUUGAAUAAGGUUGUGACCCAGUUUCAGCAACAAUUCCUUACACAAGGUUAUCCAUCAGCCAAAUGGAUCAAAAUGAAAGGAACGGACAGACAUAUGAUUUACAGAAGUCCCAAAGAUGUUGCAAAACAAUUAAAGAAACUAAUCAACAAAAGGAAAGUCAAACAAGAGAGUCAGUAACUCUCCAACACAAUUUUGUAGAUUCUCACCCAUGUUCGAUGACUUCUAUAUCUUUUGUUAUAUCAUCAGGAAUCCAUUACAAUUGAAGUUUGUUAGCUAAGGUGACAUUGCGCAGAACUCCCAUGCUCGAUAAUGUUGGGUAAAUUCACAGAGGAUUUCUCCCAUUUGCUCUUCAACCUUUCACAGGAAUUCUGCAUAUUGUUGGCCUACAAAGACAGAAAAAGAAAAGAUUAAAUAAUGUUUUCAGCAAUUGAAAGAGUGUGCAUCUAAACUGAGUUUUGGGCGAUGUGAGGUUUAGCUUGUUUCACCUGACUCUGGCAACCAGAUUGGGUUGGCAGAAUGUCAUGAGACAUUGAAUUUCUUACCUUCCCUGAUCUAGUCAUUAUCAUUAAUUUACUGAUGAGGCACUGAGUACCUCAGCCCACACCCGUCUUUUCACUACACAUGUUCCUGAGGAACUAAUUAUUCUUUAUUAUGUCUAUAAUCUAUAUCUAUAAUCACUAAUCAUGUGCCAAGCCUUGACAUCAUUGAGGAGAGCCUUAAUCCUCGGCAGAAUUGAAGGCCCUGUUGCAGGAAGCCUUGUCACAGGUGUCUAUGUUGUCAGUCACUGAAAAAAGAGAAAGUUAAAAAUAGUUCAGAGGCUCUGAAAAAGAAUUUAAACUAGUUAAUGUGAAAGUUUGAAGAACAGAGAAGUACUUGCUGCUUAUCUUGCAGUCUCCAACUUUACUCUGAAGGACCACUCUAUCCUAGCUUGUUCCAGUUCUGCUCAUUGCACUGAUUCAUGGGUGAUUUUACAUUCAAGCUUAUAAUAACUAUAGUUUGCACAGGAUUUUGGAUGCAACUUCACCUAAGCUAAAUAGGCACACUUUCAGGUUCAAUUUGGAUAUAAUUUCCAAAUUAGAUCCAUGGAGCAAAUCUGAGACAAAUGGAACUUGAAAAAUGUCAGCUUUAUUUCAAAGUUUGACUGAAGUAAAGCCUCUAUUGUUAUAGACACUUGUUUAAGUGGGACAAUAAAAUGGAAUAAUAACAUGUAUGACACCCUGAGAAUGAGACACACUGACUGAUGUUACCUGGUGAAAAAUUUUACAGUAAUAUUUUUGAAAUGAUGACAUCCUGCUACUAAAGUGUACAUACAAAUUAAAUAAACUUUAUAAUUAGUUUUCA
Carcharodon carcharias (great white shark) is the source of this 2393-nucleotide messenger RNA. RefSeq lists its product as uncharacterized. Bases 78 to 1229 code for a protein of 383 amino acids. The transcript has 11 exons. Lineage: Eukaryota; Metazoa; Chordata; Chondrichthyes; Lamniformes; Lamnidae. The record is from RefSeq and is a predicted model, not a curated record.